AUGAGUCGACGACGGUCGGCGUUCAUAUCGGAGGCACUUGGCGGGGACGAUGAACCGUCGACGCCGUCGAGUCAGGAUCCAAUUGAAGAUUUUGGCGGUGAUGGGGUAAAUUAUUACCCACAUUUUCAGACCGAUCAAUUAUUUCCAACGUAUCGAGAGUUGUCACAAUGGGCGAAAGACAUUGCACUAACACUCAAAUUUCAACUUGUGAUUUCUUACAACCAUAACGGAUGGUUGUAUUUGAGAUGCAAUCGUGGUGCAAGAGAUAGGGGGAAAAAUAGAGAUCUUAGUGUUGCUCAACGACCAAAGACAAAAACUCAACAUUGCGGUUGCAAGUUUUUGAUCAAGGGUUAUAAAGUUUCUGAUGAUGAAGGAUGGCAGAUUGUCUUGGGUCCCGAUGCAUAUGGAAAACACAACCAUGAGCUAAUUGUCUAUGAAGAAGGCAAUCGACAAAUGAGCAAGCUUAGUCCGGGUGCGAAGCAACUUGUUCGUGACCUGACCGAUGCAAAAGUGAAGCCACAAAAUAUCUUAGCGGCUGUACGGAAUCAGUUUCCUGAUGAUCAUCCCAAUCGUAGACAUAUUUACAACUUUAGGGAUCGGUUGAGACUUGAAGAUGCUGAUGGUCGAGCUGCUGUUACAUAUUUCCUUGAACUUAGUAUCGAGUCGCAGUAUACACAUUGGAGCUUGGUUGACCCGGAUACGAAUGUUUUGACUCAUGUAUUUAUGGCACAUCCUACGUCUCUAGCGCUCUUACGCACGUAUCCGUGGGUCAUUGGCAUUGAUUCAACUUACAAGACAAACAAAUACAAAAUGCCUUUUUUGGAGCUCGUUGGUGUUACUCCUUGCAACAUGAAUUUCUUGAUCGGGUAUGCUUUUAUGAAGGAUGAGAGCGCUGUGAGCUAUGCAUGGGUGAUAGAUAAGUUAAAGUUGCUGAUAUAG
Messenger RNA from Chenopodium quinoa (quinoa), 939 nucleotides. RefSeq names its product protein FAR1-RELATED SEQUENCE 5-like. The record is from RefSeq and is a predicted model, not a curated record. The coding region runs from base 1 to 939 and encodes 312 amino acids. Lineage: Eukaryota; Viridiplantae; Streptophyta; Magnoliopsida; Caryophyllales; Amaranthaceae. The transcript is spliced from 3 exons.